Messenger RNA from Funneliformis caledonium, 174 nucleotides. The record is from the annotation of a GenBank genome assembly. Lineage: Eukaryota; Fungi; Glomeromycota; Glomeromycetes; Glomerales; Glomeraceae.
AUGGAAGCCAGCCUUUUUGUUGUACAACAAUUAGGUAAAAAUGAAUAUUUUGCUUGUCAACUUCGAAAGUGGACUCAUAUGUUAGCACAAAAUCAAGAAAUUCCUAUUUCAAUGUGUGGGAAACAUAUUAAAGUUAAAAGUCUUCUUGAUGAUGAAGACAUACGUCAUGAAAUU